This is a messenger RNA of Podarcis lilfordi (Lilford's wall lizard), 12013 nucleotides long. The record is from the annotation of a GenBank genome assembly. NCBI's taxonomy places the organism in Eukaryota, Metazoa, Chordata, Lepidosauria, Squamata, Lacertidae.
AUGGGCAAAAGGGAUAACCGGGUGGUGAGUAAGUCGCGCCGCGCUGGAGGGGAGGCCUCUUGGGGGCGGCGAGGCUUUGGAAGGAGGCCCCACGGCGGCUCCUCCUGGGCUGGGUGGAGAUGCUGGACCCGGGAGUGAAAGACUUGGGGUCCAGGGCGGAGGGGAGGGAGGUUGUUAUGGUUUGGCGAUCACCUGAGAAGUUUAUUGGGGGGGGGACACCUGAUGUUGGGAUGGACUGUGCCAGACAUGCACACGGCAGGUCUUUCUCUCUCUACCCCCCGGUUGGGGAAUCCGGGAUGGGGAGGCGGUCAUUAAUGUAUAUAUAUAUAUUUAUACCCUAAUGGGGAUCGUGGGACCUUUCUGCGCCCCAUUGGACUUGGAGUGUCUCCGAAGUACGUAGGUUAAAAAAACAUGAUUUCCUCCUGCAAGUAGCAGGUGGCAGCCAGGGGAUCUGUUGGGCGGGCAGAUCUAAUUGCAAUGUGGCAGGAACUUAACCGUACAGGGCAUUUUGCGACUUUGCUUUAAGGAUUGCGACCCUUUUUCUUAGUCCCUCCGAUUUUUUUCACUUCCACUUUUGUGAUCCUGUUUGAAUACGUAAUUCCGGUGCUUUCUUUGGUGUGCUUUUUCACCAUAUGGGUAUAGGGUUUUGAUGUUUUGAGGCUGGCCAAGUAAACCUAAAGGCAAAGCAGGAGUGACUAAAUGAUAUCUGCAGCUGUCCUAAGCAAAGAAAUAAUAAUUGUAUUCAAGUUGUACCAAGGCCAUUCAUUGCUAUUAGCACAGAUUGGAAAUGUGAACGGUCGCACUUUGUGCAUUAGCAUAGAAAUGUUCUGAAGUGCCUGGGGAGGAAGGAGGUUUUAGUGAUCUCUGCUAAAUAGAAUUCCUUUGUUGGGUAAAGGCAGAUAGCUGUAAGCAAGCUAAGGUUUCUUUCUGAGAUUUGAUGCUGAAAGGCCCCCUCCAGGUUGUUGUUUUUUGGGGGGUUUUUUUGUUGGCAGGUGUACAGUAUUCUGAAACCUGUCAUUGACACAAUAAGGUGUAUUUGUGGGGGAUUUAUACAAGGCCGUCAGCACAUCAUUCCACUUCAUUAGCUGUUUGGAAAUGCUUCCCCACUGUUACUGCUUUAUUACCAUCUGGAGAAGCACUCUUGCACUAUAGUGCAACAAAAGCAGGCAACAAACACACUGGAACACUUGUGGUAUAAAAAAAUUACAGGAUUUCAACAAGGAAGCAAGGGAGGUGCGCUAUUUGGAAAUGAAGCAUUAUGUCUACCCCAAAGCUAUUGCAUAUGCAAAGAAUGUUGAAAGUAGGGUAUCAUCAUGAGCACAAAUAAUAAUAAAUGCACAGUAAAGAGAAUGUCUGGAGGGGACCUUACUUGUACAGACCUCUAGAAGUUGUUAGAUGCAAGUAACUAAGGCCCCCUCCAGACAUCCUCCUUACUGUGCAUUUUUUAUUAUUUGUGCUCAUGAUAUUAUUAUUUAUUUAUUUAUUUAUUUAUUAUCCCUUAAGGGGUUGUGUUAAAGCUAUAUAUGUGAUUUGGGGCAUAGUAAGAACAUGGCAAUCUCAAUUGAUUUCUCAUUUUGUACAAGUUAGGCACUGUCCAAAUGCAAAAACUCUGGCAGCCUUUCUCAACCUGUGGGUCCCCAGAUGUUUUGGGACUACAAGUCCCAUCACCCCUAGCUAGCAAGGUCAGAGCUCAGGGAUGAUGGGAGUUGUAGUUCAACAACGUCUGGGGACCCACAGGUUGAGAACCACUGGAAGGGCUUGUCACUGGGGCUGUAAAACUUAAACCAGAAAAUGGUGAAGAAUACCUGCUGCUGAGGUAACUCAAAAUUAUAUUGCUGAAAUAAAGAAAGUUUCAGGGUUAUUUUUGUUCUGGUACUCAAAAUCAAUUCUUGUGCUGGCUCAGAAUUCUUUAAUUCUUAGUGUAAGGUCUUUUGUACCAUGAUCCAGUUGGUGGCACUAGCAAAAAAUGAAGUAGAAAUCCUAGGAAACUGUGUUAUUCCAAUUCAGACCUUUGGUCCAUGUAGCUCAGUUUUGUCUACACUGAUCGGUAGUGACUCUCCAGGUUUCAGGCAGGAGUCUCUCUCUGCCCAGCCUGGAGAUGCCAGGGAUUAAACUUAGGACCUUUUGCGUGCAAAGCAGAUGUUCUGUUGUUGAGGCAUGAUCCAGUAGAUCCUGCAAGCUUGAAACCUGUCCAUUCUUGUAGUAAACCAAACUCAGAAUUAGCUUUGUGUCAGAACACUUCCUCAUCCCUUCUCCUUCUCUUUUGUACCAUAAUUAAAUACUUACAGGGUUCCUUCAAUCACAGUUUUCCACAGUUUGGAUGUAAUGUGAAAUUGUGGUUUUAAAAACCCUUCAAGUAUUGACUUACGGGGCAAGAGUGAAAGGAGCAGGGAAGGGGAGAGGAGAAUGGAGCAUUUCAGGGGGCAGAGAAUAAAACUAGGUUAUGUUUGAACCAAGCCAGUCUGUCCUUCAGUAGCCUAAAGCAAGUUAGAACCUUUCCAUGAUGAGAAUAAUAAAGACCUAUAUUACAGCUUCUUGUGAGGAUAAAUAAGGGACUUCUGUGGGCCAAAUGUUCAGUGCUACUGAGUUGUAUGGUGCUCUCAAAAUUUGCCCAGGCUAUAAAUAUUAUCACUAAUUUCUACAGCCUUGAUUGUGUGCCAGUGUUUCUUGAACUCUUGAACAGAAUGAUUUCCAGAGGCUGAGUGUACACAGCUUCUGCCAGAAAAUGAGACUAGAGAGAGAAAAGGCAAAAUGAAUGACUAUUUAGUGCUUGUUAUGUGUUCCAUUUAAAAAUCAACACUCUUUGAUAGUCAGAGAGCAACUGGACUUGGAAAAUAAAGCAUUGGUUCCCCCCUCAGAAUUUUGUCACUGCCACAGCAUAUAUUUAAAGUUAAUUUAAAGCACGUGUCUCUCUCCCCCCCCCCCCAAGAAUCCUGGGCACUGUAGUUUGUUAAGGAAAUUGUAGCUCUGUGAGGGUAAACUAAAGUUCCCAGGAUUCUUUGGGGGAAGUCAUGUGCUUUAAAUAUGCUUCAAAUGUAUGGUGUGGUUGUCACCUUUAAAUAUUUAUUUAUUUAUUUUAUUUCCAUAAAACUUAAACACUGCUUGGUUGUAAAACAACAACAGCAACAACUCUGUAAGUGGUUUACAAAAGAUAAAACAGCAAAAUCAACCCAUAAGGAAGACUGUGCACUUGUCUUCUAAGAAUCUGCUAGGUGCCUGAAGAAGACUGUUGUUGUUGUUGUUUAAUUUAAAAAUGCUUUCAUUUCUCUCUAUAAAUAGGAGCUUGGGGUGCUAUUUUAAUGUCAGCAAAGUGGAAUGACUUUGAAUUUAUCGCUUUGUAAUCUUUUAGGCUUAUAUGAAUCCCAUAGCAAUGGCUAGAUCACGAGGUCCUGCUCCAUCUUCAGGACCUACCAUACAAGACUAUUUGAACAGACCAAGACCAACAUGGUAUGUAUGGCCAUUAUGACUUCCCUCCUUUUCCAGAGCCCUUGUGUUAUGAAGGAGAAUGGGACUUCAGUUCCGAAGGCUAUCACCUGGUUUUCAUGUAACGCUUAACCAUAGCCAAGUGUUAUGUUGGUUUUAACUAUGGUUUAUCCAAACAAUUCAAGUAUGUUAACUACGAAAACAACUUUUUCAGACAGACUAAAGUUUAGAGUAAUCACAGUUUGUUUUGGUUCAGACAUAACAACAGACUACAGUUAGUUGAAGGUAGAAGCAAAUGCUCCCAAGCUCCUUAUUGUGGUUGUACCAAAAGAGGAGCAGGGACAAAGUGUAGUUUAUUAUCACAUGCCAGUGCAGCCAAUAAUAGGCCAAGUGAAUCCCGCGGAAUAAUUACUUGCAUCUAAGUCAUACAUCCCCAAACUCUGCCCUCUAGAUGUCUUGGAACUACAACUCCCAUCAUCCCUGGCUAACAGAACCAGUGGUCAGGGAUGAUGGGAAUUGUAGUCCCAAAACAUCUAGAGGCCAGAGUUUGGAGGUGUAUGAUCUAAGUAGCCUCAGUAGGUUUUGUCUUGAAGGCAGUUGCCCAGACUAGAUAGAUAGAUAGAUAGAUAGAUAGAUAGAUAGCUUGGAUCAUAACAUAAGUUAACAUAAGGAAAUUCAUGAAAGGUAACUUUCCCAUGGCCACCUCCCUCCUGUCAUUCACAGUGCCCCAUCCCAUAUUUUUUCAGGAUUUCCUCCCCACCAACACUACCUUCUGGAGAAGAUUUUCAGGGGUCAUCAACUUCCUUAAGUUAACUAGGGUCCAAGCCUGUUGUAUCAGAUAUGGUGAAUUAACAACUGGCUGCCUUGAAGAUUUUCAUAAAUCAGGGCUUUAUAUUGUUUUGUUUGCGUUAAAGGGAAGAAGUAAAAGAACAACUAGAAAAGAAGAAGAAGGGUUCCAAAGCCUUAGCAGAAUUUGAAGAAAGGAUGAAUGAGGUUUGUUAUUGGUUUAACUUUAUGUAGAUAGAUUACUUAGAUUUUCCCCCCUCCUGCUCUACUCUCAGAAGCAUAAUGAAAUUGUCUUGUUAUCCCACCCCAGCCAUCUGCCUGCCCUUUUACUGUAUUACUUUAAAACUGUAGCAGAGUGAUAGAAACUGUUGCUUAUCUCAUCCCUUGCCAAUCCAAUAUUAUUGCUAAAUGCUGUUUCCCCCUCCCCAGGAAAUGAUAACAUCUAAUUUGUAAGGCCUCCAUUUUGCAAGCUUCCACUGUGAAAACUGCAGAUUGUUCUGCUCAGCAAGAGCUAAAAUGGAAAGCUCUGUCAGACCUUGAAAUACCUUUGAAAUGUAUUCAGAUAACUCUGACAAAGCUAUUAGGAGCCAUUGUGCUACGGGAACAUAGUGCCCACGAAGGAGCGAUCACUACCAGCAAACAUAAAAUUCUUGCCAGAAGCCUUAAAAACUGAGGAGAAAGGGAAGAGCAAAGGGAGGUUAACAGACAUAGCACUUAUAGGUACGCAUUCGUAGGAACAGCCGCUGUAGCCCAGUAUGUGAGGACAAAGCCUUGUUUUUUACACUAGAAUAAUGACCUUUUAGAGAAUAAAGACUUAUUAGUGACACCAAGGGAUUUAGAUGUUCAGCAUUUCUUAGGAUGGGUGGAACGCUAUGUAACUUUCUCCAAGUUCUUAAUAAUAUAGCUUUAAAAGUUUGUGAGAGCAACUUUUUAAGAAAAAUGUUCAGGAGAGAGAAAGGCUGAAUAUUCUCCAGACUGCCCCAACCCCUUUAUAUAAUGCUAGUAUUGUUGAUAUUGUUAGGAGAAAAUGCUGGUUAUUUUUGUUGCUUUAUGGUUAGUUAGGGUUUUUUUUAAGGUCUUACUAUUUUGUUAUGCUUUUUUUUUUAUCAUGUUUGUGGGUUUUUUAGGAAAAAAAUUCAAGGCCUGACAUACCAUACCAUUUUAAAUGACAAAGCCUCUUGUGGCAUCUCAAAGACUAAGAGUGUAAUUCUGUGCACAUCUACUCAGGCAUAACUCCUGUUGAGUUCAUUAGGACUUCCACUCAGGCAUGUGGGUACCCUAUACCUGUAAGUCCCAGUGAACUAAAUGAGACUUACUCCUGAACAGAUGUGUCUAGGAUUGCACCUUAACAAAUGUAUUGUGGCCCACGCUUUCAUGGACUCGAGACCACUUCAUCUAGCAGACCCUGCUCCAUGGAAGCUUCAACCACAAUAAAUGUCCCAGAGGAUUCUGUGUAGUUCUUCCAGCAAGUCUUAACACAGCUUUCCCUGGAAAUUCUCCAUCAAUAGCCUUCGCAUAUCCAUGGCUUUGAGUUUUAUUUGUUGAAGGGAGAAGCUGACUGCCUGCUCUGAGUGAAAUUACAACUGAUUACAUCCAACGCUUUUUUUCAGAACUGGAAAAAAGAACUCGAAAAACACCGGGAGAAAUUGUUAAGUGGAAGUGAGAGCACUUCACGGAAGAAAGAGGUAAAACAUUUUUUAGCAUAUUUAUUCAAGGGCAAUGGGGUCUGGAUCUCUGGAUAGCCUUUGCUGUUUGGCAGUGCGGCAAUGCAACUCCUACCAAAGAACACAUCACUGAAUGUAGAACCUUAACUUCAUCAGUGACACACACACAUGGACAUACUAAUUCUAGAUUCAUUUAUUUCCUUUUAGAAGAAGAAAAAGGAGAAGAAGAAAUCCAGUAGGGUGAGCAAAGAUUUCAGGGUGUUUUUCCCCAAUGUACAAGUUGAUCUACAUUUUAACUUAAGGGAGUUAAGUACACAGGUGCAAGGCAUUCUUUUCCAACCUUGGGUCCCCAGGUGUUUUUAGAUCAUAUACCAAUCUCAUCACCCCUGACAAUUAGCUUCGCUGGCUGGGGAUUAUGGGCAUUUGUCCAGCAGUAUCUGGAGUUCCAGUGUACAGGAAAGCUGGUUUAAGGAGAAAAAAUGUUUUUGAAAGCUGUUUUAUGUGUUGUUAAUACCUCAUCUUGGCUUUAAACCCAAAUGACGCAUCUUUAUUUAAAGAAUGUAUCCUAAUAUCAGUGUUUGGCGGUCAAGAGAGUAAUUGUAGGAGCCAUCUUCUUGGGCUGUUCAUUUUUGCAUUUAUCUAACAAAUUCUGCAUCUCACAAAUUUACGUUUUGUUGUCUUUGGUCAAGUUGUCUCCAUCUUCCUCUUCCUCAUCAAGCUCUGAUUCUUCCAGUAGUUCUUCUGAUUUUGAAGAUGAGGUAAGAAUGCUGUUAACUGAAACUGUCCCUUUCUGUGAAAUUGUGCCAGUUCCCCCUUUUCAUCUCAAUUAUUUUAAUAUGUUUGCAUUCAAAUGUAGGGGAAAAUAAAAACUCCAGUGUGUGUCAUUUUGAUCAGGAGGAAGGCAACCUUGUCAGGAACAGGUUUUUUUUUCAAGUCUUCUACACCCUCAUCCUAAGUACAUUGGCUUGGAUUGAGUUCUUGUACAUGGGAUACUACAUAUGGGAUGCUCCUGCUGGUACAAGUGGCUGGGUGGUGGAAGGAUUUCUGACCAUUUCUCCUGCAGCCCCCUGGAAACCUGCUCCAGACCAUCUGGAACUGCAUUGAAGGAAUGGGAGUGGGGGCUGCAGUGGAAAGCAGAAAAUCAAUAAUUUUGCCUCUUUCCCUUCCCCUCCCUCACACGGAAGCCUCUGCUAUAUUGCAGGCUCUUGCACAUUUGAACAGAGGAAGGAAAAUGUAGUCCAAUCUGUUAAUGAAAACCUACAGAUAACCAUACCCAUAGGAAAGGAGUUAGUCAGGGUACUUAACAGGCUCCUGAAUUUCGGGUAAGGCUGCUGUUAGGAGGAAGAAGCUCAGUUGUCGCCAUGCAUAGAUUGUGGGCUCCCAGCCAUUAUUCAGAAGUAGAUCUCAUCUAUUUCAUCCAUGUAAAGGCUCUCAUCUUUGGGGAGGGUCUUCUAUUGACUCUCCCAAGUCCUUCCUUCCUUAGUCUUCCCCAAGUUCAUCUCAACUAGAUAACAUGGUAGAGGCUUUGAAAACUCGCCCAUCAGAGGUGAGGAGAGGGAGCUGCAGCUCGAUAAAGUCAGUAAAAUGUCUGUGGUGCUCCUUCAGAGGGAAUGACUAUUGCGUUUAGCAUGUGGGAGUAAGAGACUUCUUGCUUUUUUCCCCAAUUCAAAACUACUUAUGUUAUUUUUACAUGGAAGAGCAGAAACAGGCUGUUAAAUAAACAGCCAGCAAAAAUGAACAUUCUGUGUGUGGAAGAGAUGAAAAUGUUACCUCGAGGCAGUGCAUUGAUUAAGUUGUUGAGGGCCCUUAAAGUAUUGGUGUGCCUAAAUGUAAUGUGCUCUGAGCAUUGUUGCAGGAUUAAAUGUUUAGCAUGCAUUGUUCUUCUGAAGAUGGCAAGAUGGAGUGCUGCAAAAGCUUAAACGGCUGUGUCCUAAUUAACACUGUGCAGGCCAAAACUGUGUAUUAGGCAGCCAUCUCAUGCAUUAAAGCCCCAGUGACUGCUUCUUGUCUGCAAAGUGGCAUCAGGUGGGGUAAUUUGCAGAAGAGAAGGCAAUUACUGGAGUGGGUGUUUACCUUUCUCCACCUGCUGUUUGUCUCCUGCAACCUGCUUUCCCCCCUAACCUAGGUUCCAGUCCUGUAUAAGAUAGAAAUGUGGGUAUCGCUACCCAGCUGUGUGAAAAGUAGGUUGGAGGAAUCUUAGUGGAAAGAUGUUGAGGGGUAGGCACCCUCUCCUCUGCUUCCAGCUUCUUCUUUGCAGAUCACCUCCUCCUCGUGCUCCCUGGCAGAAAAGAACUGGUUGUUGAGCUCUUCAGUACACAAGAUGGCCACGCAAAGUGUAAUUCUGGCCUCAGUUUGGCUUGUCACAAAGUAGAAUUGUGAUGUACAAAGCGAGCCCUUGGCCAAAACAAUGCGUUCAGUGUUGUUGUUCAACAAAGAGAAAUGCAAAAAGGCAUCAAGGGAGUUUUAAAAGCUUAAGCACUCUGAAUGGAAACUGAGACCAAUCCACUCCAUGGUUUCCAGAGACAAGUGAUCCAACAAAAUAUAAAAAAACAGCAGCCAGAACAACAAUAAAAUGAUUAGCAUUAGUAGACAAAACAUCAAAUCACUGUGCUGAGGAAAGUCUCUGGUAAGGGUUCCAGCAGAACCCUUCAAGGUUUUGCAAAGUAAGAAAAACAGGAUCCAAACUAGCUGAGCUGCAAUAAUUAGUAUAUUAAUAGUUCAAGUUAGUCUGAGCUGAAUAUGUAUCUUUUUGUACUGAUACUAUAGAUACAAUAUUAUAUCCACUUAUCUGGGAGCAAAUCCCCAUUCAACUGAAUGGGACUUUAGACAGGUGUUUAUGCAGCUGUCAGUGUACUUUUAUGGGCUGCAUCUGCCCUUUUAAUUUUUCACUGAAAAAUUACACUAAUGACCUUCUGGAUGUUUAAACUUGAGUCAACAAAGCAAGAACUGUAGUGUUUGGUUGGACAAAGAAAGCCGUUGGAUUUAAUCUUGAUGACUAAAAAUCAAGUUGCCUGUGUAAGCUUCAGCCAUCCUUGUGUGGCAGUACAGUAGAUGCCAAAAUGAUCCAAGCUCAAUGCUGAGAUAACGAUUUGCCAUGAACAAAAAUCAAACCGUUUUCUUAAAAUAUUUGUGGCUAGGAUAAGAAACAAGGGAAAAAGAGAAGAAAGAAGAAGCACCGCUCCUCACGGAAAUCAUCUGAAAACUCUAGUUCAGAUUCUGACUCGGACGGCAAGGUAAAGUGUCCUAUUGUAUUAGUCACCUUGACAUUUUCCUAAGAUACCCAGCAGCGGUGUGAGUAGUGGUACAGAGCCCACCACCCAACACUUGGUGGCAUUGCUACUGUUAACCUGGACGGUGCUGGGGUGGAGUAGCAGUGAAGAUGGUGCCAUGUGGUAGCACUGGCGAGAGAAGCGGAUUGGUGGGAGAUCCUACUGCCCCGCCAUACACAUUGCUACUGAAGAUACCUUAAAACUUCGUAGAAUCUCAUGGCACCUUAAAGACGAAUAGUUCAUGAUGGCAAAAAUAAUAAUAUUUGUGGACUUGAUUCCGCUUCAUCAGAUGCAAUAUCCCUGGUUUUUGUUUUCCAUAGAGUGAUAUUUCCAAGAUCAGUUAGAAGUGGGUGGGUGGCGCGUCGUGGGUGUGUGAUAGCAUGUCACAGGGAGUGCGCUGUUCCCUUCUGUCCUUUUGUCUAGAUUCACCUACUGGCAAAUGUAGUUGCUGGCCAACUAAGAACAGCCUUACCCUGUAUUGUAAGAAUAAUACAGCAGCUGUUUCUGCAUGACUGGAAGCUUUGUUAUGAGCAUCCAUCUUCCAGAGUACCAAUAAAUUGUUAACUGUGCAAUAAGCAUAUUUCUUAUCAAAGGAAAUGUUUAGACUUCAGGUAGCAUUGAUUUUAUAACCACUGACAGCACAAGGGCUAUCUUUUAUACCGUAACUACUAUCUUUUAUACCAUAACUACUUUUCAUCUCUUUAUUUAGGACAGCUUAAAAAAUAAAAGGGCAAAGGAAGACUAUGAAAGAGAAAAGGUAAAAUACUUUCAUAAAUUGUAAAACAACUACCUCAACUCUUAGGAUUCAUGUAGAUGCUCAGGGUCUCUAUUCAGAGCACUUGUCAGCUGGAAUUUGAUUAUCCAGAUUUUCAUAAGUGCUUCAUUCACUGUUGGAAAUAAGACUUUGACAAACAGGGCAAACAUUUCUGAACCAUGAAUGUCAAUGAGCGUUCUAAUGGGCUGGGCUGUUUGUGAAAAUCGUGGUGCAAUUCUUGCUUCUUGUCAGUGAAUUUCUGCCAUUACUUAUCAAAAUGGCUAGUUAGUAUGCACCUUUAUUUGUAUAAAGCAACUUUCAGGUUUCUUAUACUGCCUAGCAUCUGUCUGUCUCAGAGACAAUAGAGAAAUGCGCCUUUGGGGGUGAAGCCAAGCUGUUAGAAGGUUGCAGCUCAUCCUGGGGCUGUAGACCGAUAUGGAAGAGACAUGUUUUGUUGCAGCUGGGGCAGACAAAGGUGUCCAGUUGUGCUGCUGCAGAUGUACCAUGGCGCUUCUUCUCUCUGCACUCCUCCUAGCAGUCAUUUCUCCUCUGGUCACUGCUAUGAAUACAUGAAUGCAUUUUGUCCUCUGUUUUUAACUUUUAAUUUUUAGCUUGAAGUCUCAUUGCCCUUGAAUAAAUGUUCAAAUGCAAACACUGGUGCAUAAAUUUUAAGCCAGUUAUUCGUAAUACAGUGGUACCUCUGGUUACAAACUUAAUUCGUUGCAGAGGUCUGUUCUUAACCUGAAACCAUUCUUAACCUGAGGUACCACUUUAGCUAAUGGGGCCUCCCGCUGCCACCGUGCAAUUUCUGUUCUCAUCCUGAGGUAAAGUUCUUAACCCAAGGUACUGCUUCCAGGUUAGCAGAGUCUGUAACCCAAAAUGUUUGUAACCCGAGGUACCACUGUAUAUUCCUCUGAUUGUUCAGUACACAAAAUGUGGCUUUUAUCUUUCAUAGGAUACCAAAAGCCUUGAAAGGAAAAGGAAAAAAGCAGAUCGUGGGGAUGGCAUGUUAUCGACAGAGUCCUCAUCAGAAUCAGAACACACAGAGGAGGUUGGUAUGCCUAUAAAGCCAAAAGCUAAUGUAAAAACAAAGGAAUUCAACAAAUAAACAUCCUGUUCAACUUGUCCCUUCAGAGAUAUGGGAGCCAUUUACCAUAUGUGCCAUUCCAGGUGAAUGUGAAUGAAUAAAUCAUAUGAGCAGGACAUCCUUCCCACCUGGAUGUUCCUAGUAUGGGCCUCUGUGGUUACUUUUUAAUUGCCACACACACACCAUACCUGAAAAAAAGUAAGAAUUGUGAAGCUGUGUACAGGAUAGCAGACUUUAUAGUUGGAAAAAAUGAAGAUUUCUGCAUAUUUGAGAGAACAGGAAAUGUUAUUUCUCCACAGCACUACUAGACAAUAUUGGUAUUUUGCUGUUGUAUGUGUAUUUCAGCAUAUUUGAAAAUAUUACUCUGCUCCUCUCCACGUAGGUACCAGCAAAAAAGAAGAAAACCAGUGAAGAAAAAGAGAAAAAUGUAAGCAAUUUUCCUGCUUGUCAAAUAACUUCCAACAAAAACUGAUUUUAAAUUUCAGACUGGCAUAAAUGAAAGCAGAAUUUUAUUGAUUGAUUAAAUUUACAUCCCUCCCCUUUCUCCCAAAUGAGCUGAGGGUGGCAAUCACCUGACUGGCUGCAUUGCUUUAUAUCCUACUUAUCCUGACUUUGUAUAUGGCACAGAAAUAAGGACCUAAACAAUGAAUUUGCAUUGAAUCAGAUCAUUAAAGACAGUGCUGCCAACUGUGCUUGCUUGGCAAAAGGUUUCCAAACAACAUCGCCUGGAUUUUUAGCUAGAUUUUUCUCAAACUUAUUUGAUAUGCCCAGGUUUGACACUAGGGCCUCAAACACGGUUUUGCUUAGUAGGUGUUACUCUCUAUUUGGUUUAAUUUAAUUUCAGAAUAGCUUUGGUUAAUCUUUCCUUUGAAAGAUUAUGCUUAGUCGGGGCCUAUAUUUGAGUGAAUUGACUGCAUUCAUGAUAUUUUACAUUUUCUUAAAGGAUAAAACAAAAAAACGGAAGAAGCACAAGAAACAUGGCAAAAAGAAAAAAAAGAAGACGGCCAGCUCAAGCUCUUACUCAGAAUAA